Pygocentrus nattereri (red-bellied piranha) is the source of this 1234-nucleotide messenger RNA. It is a transcript of the gene sco1, whose product is annotated as protein SCO1 homolog, mitochondrial. The transcript is spliced from 7 exons. The record is from RefSeq and is a predicted model, not a curated record. NCBI's taxonomy places the organism in Eukaryota, Metazoa, Chordata, Actinopteri, Characiformes, Serrasalmidae. Bases 196 to 1083 code for a protein of 295 amino acids. Gene Ontology annotation, biological process: mitochondrial respiratory chain complex IV assembly.
CUGUUACCUCACGUCCGCUUUCAGUUUCAUUAGCUACUAGCUUAGCUGGCUAACAGUGACCACACAGCUCUUCUGACCUCUCUGUGCUUCUGCUAAGUGAACUGAAAAAGAGAAGUCUGUCCGUGUGCUCCUGCUUCGAGUUAUGUUUUUGAGAGAGUGCCACAGUGAAGAACCUUAAACAGUUUAGUGCGAGUCAUGUCCUCGCUGGGCCUCCAGAGACUGAGGUGUCCUCUGUUUAAACCACUCAUUCUCCAUAAGUCUUACACCUGCCUGGUCCUGCAGGGGAGGACCGGAUUCACGCGUUCAGAGCUGCCAAGCAGGGCAGGCUGCCGGCUGCUCAAUCUUACCUUUAUAUGCAGAACACCACGAUUAUCCACUGUAAGAACACUGUCUGCAGUACCUCCUCCUCCCUCAUCUGAUGGGAACAAAUCUACGGACAAGAACACUGGUCCAGUGACAUGGAAAUCUCUCGCCAUCACAUUUGCCUUUGGUGGGGCUCUUCUUCUGGGGAUGAAAUACUUGAAAAAGGAGAAAGAAGAAAUGCUUGAGAAAGAGAGGACAAAGUCUUUGGGUAAACCAGCUCUUGGAGGCCCAUUCUCACUUGUCGAUCACAACAAACAGCCUUUGAAAAGCGAAGAUUUCUUUGGCCAAUGGGUUCUGAUCUAUUUUGGCUUUACGCAUUGUCCAGACAUCUGUCCUGAUGAAUUGGAGAAAAUGAUUGCAGUCGUCGAUGAAAUUGAUAGGAUAAACACACUCCCAGAUCUAACACCGAUUUUGAUCACAAUCGAUCCAGAAAGGGAUACACCGGAGGCUUUAGCAGCAUAUGUCAAAGAGUUCUCCCCCAAGCUGAUAGGCUUGACAGGAGCAACAGAACAAAUUGAACGGGUCUCCAGAGCCUACAGAGUUUACUACAGCCAGGGUCCAAAAGAUGAAGACAACGACUACAUUGUUGAUCACACCAUCAUUAUGUACUUGGUGGGUCCUGAUGGCAAGUUCGUGGACUAUUACGGACAGAACAAGAAAGCAGCUGAAAUCUCCUCCUCCAUUGCAUCACACAUGAGGAAGCACAGGCAGACUAAGUAAUAUUCUAUGACACUGGAUCUUAACUGAAAGGAUGAGAAGUGCUCAAAGCACAUUCCUUCAGUACCUCUCUCUCACACCUUCCAACAGAAUGUUCUGGACUCUGGACUUAUAUAAACAAAAUAAAAUAAAAUGAAGGCUUUUAAGUGUUGGA